GAGAGAGAGAGAGAGAGGGAGGGAGAGUCCAGGCCCAAAUAAAGUCAUGGGGGCCAGGGCUGGGCUGGGCACCCUUUUCAUAUAAAUACGCUGGCCGCCUGGAGGUUCGGGUUUGGUGGUUGGGGUUUGGGACCGGCGACCACCACUGCUGCUGCAAUCUUCCUCAGGGGAGUCUCAUCCGCACACUCACCAUCCUCAUCCUGGUCAUCACUGUUCUGGACAUCCAAGAUGCCUCGAGUGGACGCAGACCUCAAGCUGGACUUUAAGGAUGUCCUGUUCAGACCCAAGAGGAGCAGCCUGAAGAGCCGCUCAGAGGUGGAUCUUCAGAGGACCUUCACAUUCCGCAACUCCAAACAGACCUACACUGGCAUCCCCAUCAUCGCUGCCAACAUGGACACCACAGGGACGUUUGAGAUGGCACAAGUGCUCAGCAAACACACCCUCUUCACAGCUAUUCAUAAACACUACUCUGUAGAAGACUGGAAAAACUUUGCUGCUAGUCAUCCAGAAUGUUUAGAGCAUGUAGCUGCUAGCUCAGGAAGCGGAAAUGCAGAUCUGGAGAAGCUGUGUGCCAUCCUGGAAGCGGUCCCUCCCCUCAAGUACAUCUGUCUGGACGUGGCCAACGGCUACUCCGAGUACUUUGUGGAGUUUGUCAAGACGGUCAGAGGAAAGUUCCCCAAACACACCAUCAUGGCUGGUAACGUGGUAACGGGAGAGAUGGUGGAAGAGCUCAUCCUGUCUGGGGCUGACAUCAUCAAAGUGGGCAUCGGGCCAGGUUCUGUGUGCACGACACGAAUCAAGACGGGAGUGGGCUACCCACAGCUCAGCGCGGUUAUAGAGUGUGCAGACUCAGCUCAUGGACUCAAAGGACACAUCAUCUCUGAUGGUGGCUGCAGUUGCCCAGGAGAUGUAGCCAAAGCCUUUGGUGCUGGGGCUGACUUUGUAAUGAUGGGAGGGAUGCUGGCGGGCCACGAUCAGUGCUCUGGGGAGGUUAUUGAGAAGAACGGGAAGAAAUACAAGCUCUUCUACGGCAUGAGCUCUGACACAGCCAUGAAGAAGUACGUCGGUGGAGUUGCUGAGUACAGGGCAUCUGAGGGGAGGACGGUGGAGGUUCCCUACAGAGGAGACGUGGAAAACACCAUCCGUGACGUGUUGGGAGGACUCCGCUCCACCUGCACCUACGUCGGUGCUGCCAAACUCAAAGAGCUGAGCAGGAGAACCACCUUCAUCCGAGUCACACAACAGUCCAGCCACAUGUUCGCCUAGGAGGGAGAACAGCCAUCGACACAGCAGGCACAGGAUGUAGAAUGUGUAUUGUACUCUAUGGUUCAAACCUCUGGGGUCACUUAGAAAUGUACUUGAUAACACUAAAUGAAUCAGAAAUACAGUGUAGAUGUUGCUAAUGCAGUAAAUGACUAUUCUAGCUGCAAACAGCAGCUUUUUAACCCUCGUGUCGUCCUGCGGGUCAAAAUUGACCCACUUUAAAGUUUGAAAAUGUGGAAAUAUAUAUAUAUAUUUUCACAGUGAAACUUCUGAUGUCCACAUUUUCAACAUUUUUGGGAAAUGUUUGAACAUUUUUUGGUGGAAAAAAGAAAUGUUAAAAAUGUUUCUGAAGAACAUUCACAAAAAAAAUCAACCAAAAUCC
Molecule: messenger RNA, 1645 nt
Organism: Amphiprion ocellaris (clown anemonefish)
Lineage: Eukaryota; Metazoa; Chordata; Actinopteri; Pomacentridae
Gene: gmpr
Product: guanosine monophosphate reductase
Exons: 9
Coding region: 229-1266 (345 amino acids)
Biological process (GO): nucleotide metabolic process
Cellular component (GO): GMP reductase complex
Molecular function (GO): GMP reductase activity
Source: RefSeq, a predicted model, not a curated record